CUAUAAAAAAGCAGCUAAUUCAGCCGAACGCGUGUGUUAUAAACCUGGGCUCAUUUAUUUUCCGUAAAACCCACUGAAUCCCCAAUGCUCUUGAUUUAUGAUUUCUUUUCCCAUCGAGAGCCCCGGAGUUAUUUUUACAUAAUGGAAGCUGUCCAAUACAUGCUUUCGUAUUUACGAUGACUGUGUAGACGUAACUGAAACUGAUUUUAAACGCUGAAAAAUAAUUGUUAGGGUUGAGACAAGACUUCAUAUACAUUGUUUCAUCAUUACUGUGUCCUGACCGGCAUUAAUUCUCGUACGGAUAUUAUUAUAAACACUUUGAAAACAUGAACCGGCUAUAAAGCCGCGGUGACCACAACAAGACAAAUUCUUGAGCCUUUUAACAUUCAAAGACUGGACUGUUGAUUAAAGUCAGUGGUAUUUGUUCAGUGAGAUGGAGAACCACGUGGGAGAGGAAGGGAUGAAGAUGGUCAACCACACGGAGAAUGGUCACGUGGAUGACACGGUGACUGUGGAGGAGAAGGAAUGUGAGGACGGUCUCAUCUACAAGGUCACUGACAACCCGCCCAUGCACCUCACCAUAUUGUUCGCUUUCCAGCAAGCGCUCCUGUCGCUGGCCAAUCAGCUGGCCCUGUCCCUGAUGGUGGCGGAGGCGGUGUGUGGGGACAAGAACCCAGAGUUCAAGACCAAGCUGCUGAGUACCACGCUGUUGAUGGACGGGAUCACCACCCUGGCCAUGGUGCUGUUCGGAGUCAGGUUACCGUUGUUCCAGGGAGCGGCUUUUGAAUACGUGGUCCCCCUACUGGCGCUCCAGACCCUUUAUCCAGACAGGUGUGAUGCCGGGAAACCCACAGUAACAACAAUGUUCAAUGAAACAACGGGCAUGAAUUUAACCAUUGUGACGAAUGCCACGGUGGAUGAAUGGGAAUUAAUUAUGUCACAUGUACAAUACUUACAGGGAAGUCUUAUGACCGCCGGAUUCAUCCACUUCCUGAUCGGAGCUACCGGAUUUGUGGGACUGAUCCUGAACUUCGUGGGUCCGGUGACCAUCGUUCCCACAAUCCUGCUGAUCGGAAUCUACAUGCAGAGAGCGGCCGUCAAAUUCGUGUCUGUCCACUGGGGCAUCGGCUUACUGACAGCUGGUUUGUCAGUCAUAUUCUCCCUGUAUCUCGCUAGAUGGAAGCUUCCUAUCCCCAUGUGGACCAAAAAGAGGGGCUGUCACGUGAUGCGAUAUCCCCUCCAUCAAGUGUUUGCGAUCCUGAUCGCCAUGUUGAUUGGCUGGGGAGUCUCCGGAAUCUUCACAGCAUGUGGCUUGUUAGAGGGCAACGACCUGGCAAGGACUGAUAUCGGCCAUGAAGCCAUCGCAGAUGCUAACUGGUUUUACUUCCCAUAUCCAGGACAGUUUGGUCCCCCUGACUUCAGUGUAAGCGUGUUCGUGGGAUUCCUCAUCGCAACCAUCAUAUCAGUUCUGGACUCCAUCGGAGAUUAUUACGCAUGCGCAAAAACGUGUAACGUCCCACCGCCUCCGAAUCAUGCCACCAACCGGGGUAUCGCCAUAGAAGGACUCUGUACGUUCUUCUCUGGAAUCAUGGGAUGUGGGCACGCUACGUCGACGUAUGGCGGCAACGUUGGUGCAGUCGGCAUUACAAAAGUUGGCAGCCGACAAGUGUUUGUGCUGUGUGGAAUAAUCUACAUCGCCUUUGGCUUGGUGGGUAAAUUUUCUGCUGUCUUCAUUACCAUCCCCCACCCCGUGCUUGGUGGGGCGCUCAUUGUCAUGUUUGGGAUGUUCAUUGGGGUGGUCCUGUCGAAUCUUCAGUACGUCAAUCUCACCUCCACUCGAAACCUCGCAAUUAUUGGUCUGUCCGUUAUAAUGGGACUGGCUGUACCUUACUGGGUGGAGAAAACUCCCGAUGGUAUUCAAACAGGGAAUGAAAACGCCGACAGAAUUUUACGCACGCUUCUGGGCAAUGCUAAUUUAACUGGUGCUCUUUUAGCAUGUUUUAUGGAUAAUACUCUUCCAGGGACAAAGGAGGAGCGAGGAAUCACGGCCUGGCAGAGUUCAGAGACGCCGGAAGAAGGCCAGUCCAGUGUAUACACACAGGGGGAUAUCUCAUUGUACGACCCUCUGCUUCCGGAACGCGUCAAAAACUUGUCAAUCAUGAAGUACAUUCCGUUUUUGCCAAAUCCCAAACUUAAGCAAACGAAACGAGAUUCAUUUAUGAGCGAAGAAAUGCAUUCUUUACCAGCAUUAUGAUGACGUAUAAGUUUAAGAUGUUAUUUUGUAAGAAAAAAAAUAUAAAUAAUACGACGACUUUAAAAAGCUAAUGGCAGUGUUCAAUAGUCAGCAUUUUUAAAGGUUGUUUGAUAACCUUUUUUUUUUUUUAAACUUUGAUGAAUUAUAAAUUAAUGUAAUAUAGUAACAGAACAUUUACUAAUGUUCAACUUAGAGAGGUUUUUAGCUCACCCGAAGCAAAUGUUUAAGUGAGCUUUUCUAAUCAACUGUUGUUCGUCUGUCUGUAAACUUUUCACUUUCUCUUUAAUAUUUUGACUUCCUCUCUAGAACCACAAAGCUAAAUUUAUUUAAAAACUGGUACAAAGUAUCCUUAUGCAAAGUUGAGUUUAAAUUGAAAGGAUAAGAAGCGACCCCCUUUUGUAAAGGGAGAUAAAUAAUAAACAAUACAAAUAGGGUGUGUGUCUUAAAUAAGGAAUAAGGAUUCAUUCUUUGAGUAUUAUGAGGUGAUAAUUUUGGUCGGGCGUUAUCAAAUCCAGUAAAGCCCGAAGGGCUUUAUGAUAGAUUUGAUCACGCCCCGACCGAAAUUAUCACCUCAUGAUAUUCAAAGAAUGAUUCCUUAUUACUUAUAUUUAUAUAAUUUGAAGCCAUCGUACGAUUAAAUAUUAUUUAAAUAUCAAUAAGCAAACCCCGCUGGCGCUUCAAUUUUGCGUCAUUCGUAUUAUGGGUUAUAUAGUACAAAAUCGAUACGUAGUUUUAUCACAGGCAAAGACACCGGAAAAUGUAAAUAUACUAUCUUCUUUUCAAGAACAACUGCGCCAGAAAUGCCACUAUAAUUAACUUUGUAAACUGUUCUCCAAUACUGGGGCCUUAAGAGGGGUUCAAAGUU
Messenger RNA from Magallana angulata, 3119 nucleotides. Its product is annotated as solute carrier family 23 member 1-like. Gene Ontology annotation, biological process: transmembrane transport. NCBI's taxonomy places the organism in Eukaryota, Metazoa, Mollusca, Bivalvia, Ostreida, Ostreidae. Gene Ontology annotation, cellular component: membrane. The transcript is spliced from 12 exons. Gene Ontology annotation, molecular function: transmembrane transporter activity. The record is from RefSeq and is a predicted model, not a curated record. Bases 434 to 2254 code for a protein of 606 amino acids.